Messenger RNA from Necator americanus (New World hookworm), 519 nucleotides. RefSeq lists its product as uncharacterized. The transcript is spliced from 5 exons. Lineage: Eukaryota; Metazoa; Nematoda; Chromadorea; Rhabditida; Ancylostomatidae. The record is from RefSeq and is a predicted model, not a curated record. The coding region runs from base 1 to 519 and encodes 172 amino acids.
AUGUUGAGCCACAAAAAAGGUAAGGAGCAAAAUGGUCGAAAGGAACAGCACAAAUUUGGCGAACUUGAUGUCUCGUCGAUGCGGAAAUAUCAUUCGUUCAUCCGUUCCCUCGUUCAUUCAUUCAUUCCAUUUAUUCAUACGUGCCAAUUGAAUCAUCAAUUGAUUGAAUUCAUUCAAAUAACGAAUGACGAAGUAGAAUCGCCCUUCUUCACUCGCCGAUGUCGAGAUCAGAGAUUCCUGAGAAGGAAGCGGUCGUCAGAAGAUCCCGAGCUUGUUGGCCAAACUAACAGAGAAAUAUGGUCUGAAAAUGCGUCGAGGUUUCUGAUACUACGCAUGUCCUACCAAACUUCUCCUUGCCAAGCCUCGAAAUCGUUCCAGCACACCGUGAAAGAGCUCCAAACAGGAAAACAAUUUGAUUGUCAUCCUAGGCGAGUAAGAUCUAUGCAAUGUGCAGUGUCCUUAGAGGCAUCACCCCACGAAUCUGAGGUGGUGCAGAUUUCAGGUGAACUAUUCUUAUAA